CUAGAUCCGUACUUCCCUCUCAGCCUCAGACGCACAACAUAUAAGACUCCAGUCAAAGAAGCCAGCGCAAGGCAAGUCUACAAGAUGAUGAGCGCCAAGCCUCCGGUACCAGCGACAAGCGUCCUGGCCGUCGCCAGCCAUGUAGGAUAGAAUAUGCCCUCGUGAUUUCGUCCUAUCAUAGCUAACAGUUGCCGUCAAGGUUGUCUCAGGUAAUGUCGGUAACAAGAUCGCCGUCUUCGUCCUCCAGUCUAUGGGCUGCGACGUCUCGGCCUUGAACACGGUGCAAUUCAGCAACCAUACCGGCUACCGCCAAUGGAAAGGCACGCGCGUAUCCGCCGAAGAGAUCACGGACCUUUGGACGGGCCUGAGGCAGUCAUACCUCGACACCUUCGACAUGAUGCUGUCGGGGUACGUCCCCGGAGCCGCCGCCGUCGAAGCCGUGGGAACCAUUGCGAAAGAACUGCGGGCCAAGAACAACAAUUACAAGAAGGGAGGGGGUUUCUUCUGGGUGCUGGACCCCGUCAUGGGCGAUAAUGACAAGCUUUAUGUUGCGGAUGAUGUGGUGCCUGCGUAUAGGGGUUUAAUUCAGCAUGCGGAUCUGAUAUUGCCGAAUCAAUUUGAGGCUGAACUCCUCUCCGAAGUAAAAAUAACUGACGCUGCCUCCCUCCGCCACGCCAUCGAAGUCCUACACACCAAAUUCCACCUCCCGCACAUCGUAAUCACCUCGGUUUCGAUGCCGCUGGGCGAGUCGCAGUCGUCAUCAACAACCACAACGCGCACCAUGUCAGUAGUGGGCUCGACGCGCACCUCAACGGGUAAGCCGCGCCUCUUCAAGAUUCGGUUCCCCGUGUUCGACUGCUACUUCAGCGGCACGGGUGACAUGUUCGCGGCGCUCAUGGUUGUGCGCAUGCGCGAGGCCGUCGCCAACCUAGGGAAUGACGUAGGCGAAACGGCUAGUUGGGUCAGUGGCGACGAGGUUGAUGCGCUGGACUUGCCGCUUGCGAAGGCGGCGGAAAAGGUGUUGGCGAGUAUGCACGAGGUGUUGAGUAGGACCUGCGAGGGCAUGACGGAGGAGAUGGAGAGGACGACGGGGUUGGAGAAGAUGGGAACGGAGGAGGAGGAGGCGAAGAGGUUGCAUUUGCUUAGAAGUAAGGCGGCAGAGCUGAGGUUGGUGAGGAAUUUGGGGUGUUUAAGGAAUCCAAAGGUCGAGUAUUGGGCGGAGAGGAUGUGAGGAUAAACGUGAAGGCUUGCUGCGGGAAGGAACGGGAAUAUGUGCGAGAUAUCUGGUCUAGACGGUCGGGACUUGGAGAAGGCGUAUAUUGCUCGUGGAGACUGGAUUGGUCUGGGUUGUACAGAACGGCAUCUAGAGACGCAUUGAAUAGUCCGGCCGAGCAAUUGCCCCUCCAGCACUUUUACUACCUCUUGUUUGUCUAGUGUAAACAAGCACCCAUCUAUCCUGGGACUCCGUGCCAUGUGCCCUUUCCGAUGCCGUCCGUGACUGGUCAACUUCAAUCCUGAGCUGUCUCUCUGACCCCUUUCCCUUCUCUUUUGCCUGAAAUCCAUUUGGAUAUUUUGUCGCG
Molecule: messenger RNA, 1580 nt
Organism: Pseudomassariella vexata
Lineage: Eukaryota; Fungi; Ascomycota; Sordariomycetes; Amphisphaeriales; Pseudomassariaceae
Product: Ribokinase-like protein
Exons: 4
Coding region: 251-1231 (326 amino acids)
Biological process (GO): pyridoxal 5'-phosphate salvage
Cellular component (GO): cytosol
Molecular function (GO): pyridoxal kinase activity
Source: RefSeq, a predicted model, not a curated record